UACGUCAUGGAAAGCCAGUCUUUUCAAUGCAAACUUCAACUCCUCCUCCUCCUCCCUCUAAUGCCUGUAACUCACAUCCGAGGCUGUGCGAGGAAUCCGGAGGGGAGAUUUUCCUCAUGCUCACGGUUGUUGGAAACUGGAAGAGUGAGAGGAAGGAGGAAGGGGAUUUGUGGCGCUCUCUACCUACUACAAGACUGACAAGGGGAGGGGGCACCUAAAUUUGCAUCUUUUCUUCGUGGUGAUUGAGAACUGCAGGUUCAAACCGAUCCCACUGAGCACUGGCGAUUGAUUAUAAAAAAAAAAAUCGACCCUGGGAGAAGGGAGGCUCUGUCUUCGGCUGUCAGACUCAAUCUCGGAGGUGGUAUUGGUGUGUGAGUGUGUGUGGUGGUGGUUUUUUUUCUUUUUUCUUUCUUUCUUUCCUUUUUUUUUUUUUUCCUUUUCUCCUAGGGGCUACACAAUGGCAGUCUUCUCUCAGUAAGAUGAAUCCUGCUUUGCCUUCUGCAGAUCCACCCAUCCUCAUAGCGAUCAAGUAAAAAGGCUAUGGUUUUCUCUUUGGGGAUCUUUUGUGCAUUACUGUUCUCCCUGAUUAGUUUUGAUCUCAGUUGGGAUUUCUUUGCUUUUUUGUUUGGCUUCAUGCUGAAAAAGGAUUUUUUUUCCAACCUUUUGGUAAUAAUCCGGUGGUGAUCGAGGGGGGAUAAAUCAUUCACCCUGGCCGAAAAAAAACAAUCACUGAGAAGUCUCAAAGAAAUAUACCACGUGAGGGGAAAAAACUGGGAGAAGAUCCGGAAUAUUAUCGUUUUUCCUAUGGUAAAACCGGUGCCCCUCUUCAGGAGAACUGAUUUCAAAUUAUUAUUAUGCAACCACAAGGAUCUCUUCUUUCUCAGGGUGUCUAAGCUGCUGGAUUGCUUUUCGCCCAAAUCAAUGUGGUUUCUUUGGAACAUUUUCAGCAAAGGAACGCAUAUGCUGCAGUGUCUUUGUGGCAAGAGUCUUAAGAAAAACAAGAACCCAACUGAUCCCCAGCUCAAGGGUAUAGUGACCAGGUUAUAUUGCAGGCAAGGCUACUACUUGCAAAUGCACCCUGAUGGAGCUCUCGAUGGAACCAAGGAUGACAGCACUAAUUCUACGCUCUUCAACCUCAUACCAGUGGGACUGCGUGUUGUUGCCAUCCAGGGCGUGAAAACAGGCUUGUAUAUAGCCAUGAAUGGAGAAGGUUACCUCUACCCAUCAGAACUUUUUACACCUGAAUGCAAGUUUAAAGAAUCUGUUUUUGAAAAUUAUUAUGUAAUCUACUCCUCCAUGCUGUACAGACAACAGGAAUCUGGUAGAGCCUGGUUUUUGGGAUUAAAUAAGGAAGGGCAAGCUAUGAAAGGAAACAGAGUGAAGAAAACCAAACCAGCAGCUCAUUUUCUACCCAAGCCAUUGGAAGUUGCCAUGUACCGAGAACCAUCUUUGCAUGAUGUUGGGGAAACAGUCCCGAAGCCCGGGGUGACGCCAAGUAAAAGCACAAGUGCAUCUGCAAUAAUGAAUGGAGGCAAACCAGUCAACAAGAGUAAGACGACAUAGCCAGAUCCUCACAGGUGUUGUGACUUACUUGUCCUGAGCACAGUUGAGUGAUUUAUCCUCACCAGACAUUCCUGCUCUGUGGCUGAAGAGCAGCUGGAAGUAAGCUAACGCUUGCUCUUUGCUGUCUCUGAACUUCUCUGUUGCAAGUGGAUAAAUCUCAACCUGUUGCGCCCCCCCACAACAAGAAGACACCUGGAUAACCAGCUAAACUCAGACCAUGGAAUGCCCUACCAGAUAUGGAAUGCCUUUUUAAUAUCUUUUCUGUGACUGUGACACUUCAUGUGAAUGACAUACUUCACAAGUACACUCGAUACCUUGCCUGCUGACAGCUACCCAUAAUCCUUUUUGAGUCCUGUUUCAGCGAAAUCUAUGUGUUUAAGUUCAAUUUUGUAGCACACAAAUAAUAUUGAGUAAUUUCUAGUUAGACGCUGUAAACCUGUGCUAUUAUGGAUUUCUCUUCUUCCCAUUUUUACAGGGCUGCUCGCUCCACUGUCUGUGACCUUUUUGCAGGGAUUGUGUUCCUCUAAAUCUUAAAUGUUGCAGUUGGCUUAGUUCAGAGAGCAAUCAGGGAAUCAGGAAGCCUUCUAAACCUAUUAUUACAAAUCGCAUCUAUCAAGAUUAAGAUUGUUGUCUCUGGCUCACACUAUAGAUUAAACACACAUAUACGCUCUAUCCAGUAGCAGAUACUGUGCUCCCAAGGUCGGCGUUGCCUGGGUGGGAAAUGGCUCAAACACAAUCCAGGGAAGCUCUCUAUGAUGUGUGUUUGACAUCCCCCUCUAGUUUCUUUGUGUGUGUGUGUUUUAUACAUAUCACAAGCUUACUGGUAAUGGUAACAUUUGCCUUGCCCAGCGAGCAAGACCCACUGGUUUUUGAGAAAGUGGGUCCAAAGAUUUCUGUAGGCCUUGUAGGCCUGAUUAAGGUUCAUUUUUCAUCAUCUAUUAAUUCUCAUUAUUUGGAAAAAAAAAAAAAAAGAAAAAUCAAUAAUUACAACCUACAAGAAUUGCGCUACCUAAAUCCAUUUCAGAUAUACUCCGUCCUGUUUUUAAUGAACCAAACUUAACGCCAUCCCCGUUUCUGGCUGCGUCCCCCUCAUACUCAGCAGAGCAUGGGCAAGACGGCUGUUGUGUUCUUUCCUGCAGCAGCAAUGCAAACGUUAGUUAUAAAUUAGACUUUAAUAUUUUUGGUGUUUAAUGACAAGUUUUUAAACUGGACAUAUUAGGAAAAAAUAUUUUUUUUAGCUCAGCAUGCUGAGUCUGGUACUGUGUAUUUCACCAGUACAUGCCUCUAACUCAGCACUUGGGGCCCAUGCUGCCCAGUGGCUGGGUUAGAGGUGCCUUGCCAUGAUCUCAGAAUACAGUCUGUUGAAUUAUCCUAGAUGAAAAUAAAGGCAAACCAACAUAUUCAUCCAUUAGGAUUUUGGUCCAUUCUGUUUAUUAAUUACCUUUUGUUAUAUUUUGCAUUAUUAAUAAUUUCCUUUUUAAUUUAAUACUGUUUGAACUCUGAGCUUAGGUAAGACUACUACCAAGAAAGGCCAGGGACAGUUGACUACACAGUGAAGAGUCCAUGCAAAACGUUCAAUAUUGGAUCUAAAGGGUUUCAAAAUGUUUCAUACCAAACUGUUUGGGAAUAUAUCUGUUAACUCUCUGUACACCUAAUAAAAUUCAAUGUUUCUCAGAAGAGUUCAUUGAGACCAAACUGAACCUCAUUUAUUGAAAAUUAUAUGUAGGAUCAAUGUACUGGCCUCUUGUUAUUCUUUCUCUGUGGGAGGAUGACCCGGUUGUCAUUUUCCCCAUCUGCACUGUAUUUAUUGGGAAAUUAUUUUGUCACUGCUUUCAUAAAUCUUCAUGACAGCCCUUGCCCAGCAUUAAAAAAUUCUGGCCUGCUUAGCUGAUUAAAGGUUUAGUAUAAAUUUAACUGUUUAUGCUUAUUUCAUUUUCAUAUUGGAUUCUACUUGAAUAAAUAAAAAGUUAGCAGAACGUUUGAGUAGAUUUAUUGUCAAUGAUGCUAAAUUACAAAUAUGAAAAAAAUUAUUCCUUUGGUCAUUUCUGAUUUGGUGUUAUGUCAUUUUGAAGGCUAUUGUUUUUAACGUGAUCAGUUAAAAUACAUUAGAUAAAUUCUGUUAACCAAUUAUUUUCAGAAAACAUAUACCCCAUAAUAUGUGGCAAACAAUGAGCACUUUUUAACUUGUAAUCCAAUCAAAUGGGCUUAAUAGACACUACUUACAGCAUCUCUCACACACACACACACACACACACACACACACACACACACACACAGAGCAAACAACCCCAUCUAUUUGUUAUUGAUAAUCAGCCCUACUUGCUGGUUUCUUUUUCCCCUGCAAGUCUGUUUAUUGUUUUAAAUUAAGACAAGAUUUAUUUUUGUAAAUGACUGAGAUUUAUGUAAAUGUGUACCUCUGUUGUGUUUUAUAUAUGGGGUGUCUAUAAGGGCAUUUAUCCCUAUGAAGGAUGUCAAAUACUUUCUUCUAAUAUAUGUUUAGACAUUUUGCAGAGGGGUCCUUGUUAUCUGUAAUUUAGUUAGGUCAUUUACUUUGUGUCUGGUCUCACCUGUUGCAUGGGAAGAGGGCAGCACUGAUGAACUGCAUGUAGUAGGUACCUGUGUAUCAAGAACUGUUGGUAUGUAUUGCUAAUUUGCAUACAAAGAGUUUGUCUGCAUUGUACAGUUUUUGUGUUUAAUAUCAUUUGUUGUAUUCACAAAUACAACAUAUUGAAUAAACUAUAUGAAGGCAUAUUAAACAACAUCAAACAACUUUAUGUAACAAAAUGGCAUUGCAUCACCCACCAAUAUAUAGAAAUGUCAUGUAAAUAAGUUGGUAAACUCAAUUUUCCCCUUUACCAUGCCAAAGAAAAUUUUAGCUCUUUGAUGAUACCUCUCUUGCUAUUUGUUUGGGAUAAGACUUCACCACUUUUUUCCUUCAGAAAUUAAGUUUGCUGUUAUUAAGUAAGUGCAAUCUGUCACUACUGAUGUUCCGUAUAGUAAAUCUGAUGGAAUUCAUUUGUAUCUAAAGACCGUGUGUUUUGUACCUCCAUGUGCAUAUGUCCAUUGUAUCAAGUCUCUAGAAGACUCCAUUCCUUCUGCAUGCAUAUCUAGUGUGGGAGGGUUAGUUCUACUGAUUUGUUAGAGUAGCCGAUUGCUCUGCCAAUCCCUCAACAAUGCUCGGAAAUGUUGUUUUGAUAUUUCAAGUGACAACAGUUUUGUUUUCUAAUAAGAUUGCUUUUUAAAACAUUUUGCUACCACUUUACUUGGAAAAAUUAGAGAAGACAUGCAAGUUCUCCACCCUGUGUAAGGAGCAAAAUGGAACUGAGUAUUAUUUCAUUACAAAUCCUGAAGAAUUCGGAGAUUCUUGCCCUAAAUGUUGGCUUGUCCUGAAUGGUUUUGGGUAGGGGUGAUUUAAAGAGAUCCACGAUGGGGCCAAAUGACUCCUGCUCCAGUUCUUCUAGUAGUUUGCCUCUUAGGGAGCAAGCAGAGUUUCUUUAUCUUACCUGGCCACUUACUUAGUUAAUAUUUUAAGCACCAAAAGAGUUCCUUUUAUCAGGAUGAACAGUAUCAGAUUUGGUUCUCUUUAAAAACCAAAAACUUCUUAUUUUUUAAGUUAGACAUCUAUCACUUCAUUUAAAAUUAUCUACCUAAUAUUAGAGAUAAUUAGCAUUUGAUACAUAUUCAAGAAGAGACCACAUUGACUAACAUCCAGUUUAGAAAGAAGAUGAAAAUAAUUGAAAAUUAUUUUCAAUUUUAAUUCAGUACAAGGCUAUAUCAAGAGAAACCUAUUGGGCUAAAUCCUCAAUUAUUUUCCAAACUGCAGGCAUGUCAAAAUCCAGGAUGUACAUUGUGUUACUUUGAGUGAAAUAUAAGUCAUAGCUUAGGUUUCUUAGCCUGCAAUGUGAAACUCUUGACUAUCUUGAAUAUUGAGUAGGAUUUCAAAGUGUUGAUGAUAUUUGAGUCUGCAAACUAAGGAUGAGUUAUAUUUUAGUUUUGUUUUUUUCUUGAUUUUCACAAAGUCUAAUUCCAAUGUCUACUGGCAGAGAUUAUAUUUGCAUUUGAGGUGGUGGAGGACAUUCCUUCCAAAGUGCUACUGGAAUCCAGAUAAACUCAAGGAGCCCGGAAAGGCAAUGGGUAUAAUGUCUCUCCUCUUAUGUCUUUGCACUUUAGUUGACUUUUUUUGGAAAAGUCCCCGGGUGGACUUUCUCAAUGGUGAUUUGCUAAACAAGCAGGGUUAGUGUCAAUACUUUCUGUAAACUUGUUGCAUCCCUUCCAAUUGACGUGAAUCCCACUGCAACCUCCUCAAACCAGAAUGAGCCAAUCAGAUUUGCUUAUUUUCUCCCACCUGUUAUAAGUUUGUUCUUGCCCUGCUUGCUUUUUAGAGGGAGUUUCUAUCAUAGAGUUGGAAAAGUACAAAAUCAUAUUUUAGAAGAAAAAAGUUUGUCUUUACAUGUAAUUAUUUUUUCCAAUCUAAAUUCAAUCACUUCUUAAUAGAUAUAUUGGUGUUUGCAUUGCUGGCAUCAAAACCACACACACACACACACACACACACACACACA
This is a messenger RNA of Sapajus apella (tufted capuchin), 6122 nucleotides long. It is a transcript of the gene FGF14, whose product is annotated as fibroblast growth factor 14. Gene Ontology annotation, cellular component: cytoplasm. Gene Ontology annotation, biological process: positive regulation of protein phosphorylation; regulation of cell migration; positive regulation of cell population proliferation. The coding region runs from base 805 to 1563 and encodes 252 amino acids. Lineage: Eukaryota; Metazoa; Chordata; Mammalia; Primates; Cebidae. The transcript is spliced from 5 exons. Gene Ontology annotation, molecular function: growth factor activity; fibroblast growth factor receptor binding. The record is from RefSeq and is a predicted model, not a curated record.